CCUCUCCCUUCUUCACAUAUCGUUUUCCUUCUCUUCUUCACACUCCAAGUUGGCUUCUCUUUCUCAUAUCGAGUAGUCGUUAGUGUUCCCUUCCUUUGAGCCAACCAGUCAUUGGUGAUGGCGGUGAUUAGGCACAACACAAGAAAAUGAAUUCGGGGAGCAAGUGAAGCAAUGAUGGUUAGCCACCGGAGGUCUACCAGUCUUGUUAGCUAGUU
Messenger RNA from Linum tenue, 215 nucleotides. The record is from the annotation of a GenBank genome assembly. Lineage: Eukaryota; Viridiplantae; Streptophyta; Magnoliopsida; Malpighiales; Linaceae.